Paramormyrops kingsleyae is the source of this 2139-nucleotide messenger RNA. Lineage: Eukaryota; Metazoa; Chordata; Actinopteri; Osteoglossiformes; Mormyridae. The record is from RefSeq and is a predicted model, not a curated record.
UAUUGGUUCGCUUGCCGUGGAAUAACUUGGCGUUAUCGGCGUGGCAGCGCUCUGGGGGCGGGGCUUCAGGGUCAGACAGGAAAAGAAAGGCGAGCGAAGACACCCGAGCCACAAACGAUGGCAGCCAUCCGUAAAAAGCUGGUGAUUGUUGGGGAUGGAGCAUGUGGGAAGACCUGUCUUCUCAUAGUUUUCAGCAAAGACCAGUUCCCAGAGGUGUACGUUCCCACCGUUUUUGAGAACUAUGUCGCCGACAUUGAGGUCGAUAGUAAACAGGUGAGGAUUGAAAUUCACUAUUUGAUGGCAAGCUGCAUUUUGUUUUCGGAGUUCUUGUACUUCCAUCAGCUCUACAUCAGCUCAAAUACAUUUGAGUUCACCUUAACUAACACCCUGCAUUCUGUAACAGAGAACAUACCAGAAAAGUGGACACCUGAGGUGAAACAUUUUUGCCCUAAUGUCCCCAUUAUACUUGUGGGCAAUAAGAAAGACCUGCGAAAUGACGAGCACACGCGCCGGGAGCUGGCCAAGAUGAAGCAGGAGCCAGUAAAACCAGAGGAGGGGCGUGAUAUGGCAAACCGCAUUAAUGCUUUUGGCUAUCUGGAGUGCUCAGCCAAGACAAAGGAUGGUGUGAGGGAAGUGUUCGAGAUGGCAACCAGGGCAGCACUGCAAGCCAAGAAACGUGGCAAGAAGAGCGCCUGCCUCCUGCUAUAGAGAACCCAGGGUUAGGAGGGAGCGGUGUGGAGAGAAGGGGGAUCUAAGCAGGCCAAGGAGAAUUGGGAGGGGUGGGGAGAGGAGGCAACGGUGUCCUGGUGCAGAAGGUUUUGUAGGGAGAAACGGAGGAAAAGACUAUCAAGCCUGCUCAAAAGAGAAGGGAUGUUCAUGUUGGGAUAAGCUCUAAAGAAAAGGGAGGCAGCAUUUUCAUGGCCAAGUUUUGAAGUUUCCAAGUUUCUAAAUGUUCACUGCAGUCAUUUUUUAGGAAAGAUUAUAUUUGAUGUUAGCUUUGUACUGUUGCACAGUUAAAUUGGCCUCCGACAAUGGAAAAAUAUCUGACGCAAAUAAUAAAGAGGCAGAUUCGUACUGGACUCGGGUUAUCUGAAGUUCACUUUUUGAUUCUCUUGAUUUUUAUUUUUUUUCCCUUUUCAUUUUGGUAAAAAUGAAUGCAACUCCAGCUGGAGGUGCAGUGUUGGGGAAUUGCGUGUAUCAUCAGGCAUGUCGCCUGUAACAGGGACGCCUGUAUGUGCAUGUCAAUGAGUCUCUAUCUCUCUCUCUUUCUCUGUUUGUCAGUUUCCCUGUGAAUGUAUGUCAUGACGGGCAGUCCCAUUCACUUAUGGAAUAACCACCUCCUCCACGAGUUACUAUUAUGAAACAGUUAGGGCACAAACUGAAAAUUCUAUCAAACUUAAAACAAUUAUCCACUUCAGUGGUUCAUUGAGGCAACCUGCCAUUUCUGAAUUCUCUUAAUGUUAAUAAUAUUAAUAUUAUUUACCUUUGCAUAUAAAAUUCAAAUGAAAUGCAUAAACAAACCAUAUCAGUUCAGUUAAUUGUAAUUGAGUUUUUCUAUGCUUUGUGUAUUGUAGAUUAAACUACUACUAGAGUAACUGGAAUUUGUGGUAUUUGUGAUGUGGACUUUGAGAUGGACUUUAUUGGUGUAAAUUUGAAUAACAAACACUUAAGUCAUGAUUUUGAAAGGACCACAGAUUUUGGGAAUAUUUUCUGGCUGAUAAUUUUGCGAGAUGUGGCAGUCUAGUUUGUAAUGAGCGGGUGUCUCACUCUCCCUGUAUAAAAUACAAUGUUACUCCCACCACCCUUCUCCAUGUCCCCCUCCGAUUUGUCUAUUCUCCCCUUUAUUUGCUCUUGUACUGUAUAUUUAACCCUGUGUGAAAUUUUACUGGCUUGUCUUUGUAUCAGUUAUGCCUUUUUUGCAAAAUGUAGAACAUAAUUUUAAAGAGUAAAUGUAUAAAACCUGAAGAAAUACAACUUAAUGUUAAAAUAUUAAAUGAGAAACUUUUUUUUAAAUGAGGAUAUUAACAUUUAAUUGAAAGAAACAAUGGAGCAAAUAACCUUUUGUACACAUGCAUCUUGGAAUUUCCUGUCUGCUUUUAAAUGUUCUUUAAAAAAAAUAAAAUGUUUUUAGGGUAACUC